Lucilia cuprina (Australian sheep blowfly) is the source of this 704-nucleotide messenger RNA. RefSeq lists its product as uncharacterized. Bases 82 to 423 code for a protein of 113 amino acids. Lineage: Eukaryota; Metazoa; Arthropoda; Insecta; Diptera; Calliphoridae. The transcript has a single exon. The record is from RefSeq and is a predicted model, not a curated record.
UGAAAACAAACUUUGAAUCGUAAACAACUUUUAAUCUCAAACCGAAAAUUAAAAUAAAAAACAAUUACAUAAAAAAUAAUUAUGAGAAAUUUACAAUUAUUACUAAUAUCGGUGGUAAUAUUUGCCCUAACAACCCGAGCAUCUGUGAUACGUCCUGAUGUAGAAGAUUUCGACGAUAGUGUUGAUUCGUUCGAAAACGCUGUAAAAGAUGACAAUGAUGGUGGCGAUAAUUUUGAAGAUAUUGACGAUCCCGAAAACCUACCAAUAGCUUCCAUAAAAUCACGAGCUAUAGCCAUGGAUAGGGAAUUGUGUCGUGAAUUAUCCCGCUAUCAUCCCCAUUACCCACGUUGUCAAUUGUAUUGUGAGAAAUUAAAUCACUGGGUAGGAAUGUGUCGUCGUGAUAGUUGUCAUUGCUACUCUUAAAUUAAAUUUUAAGAAAAAUAAAAAAUUAUAAAAUGCACAAAUACUCGUACAUAUAUACAUACAUACUUAAUUAUUGUUUAACAAUGAAAAUAUAUUUUUUCAUAAUUAUUUAAGUAAACAAAAACUUACAUUGUUUUCUUUUAAUUUCUUUUUAUAAUUUGAACACAAAAAUGUUAACGUGGAAAUCAACGAAAUUAAAACAAUGUUGCCUAAAUGUUGUUGAAGACACCCAAGGCAACAACACAAAAAAAUUAAAUUAAAACUGUAUAUUUUGACAAGUU